Lolium rigidum is the source of this 1493-nucleotide messenger RNA. RefSeq names its product pyruvate dehydrogenase (acetyl-transferring) kinase, mitochondrial-like. Gene Ontology annotation, cellular component: mitochondrion. The record is from RefSeq and is a predicted model, not a curated record. Gene Ontology annotation, biological process: regulation of glucose metabolic process; protein phosphorylation. Gene Ontology annotation, molecular function: pyruvate dehydrogenase (acetyl-transferring) kinase activity. Lineage: Eukaryota; Viridiplantae; Streptophyta; Magnoliopsida; Poales; Poaceae. The transcript is spliced from 6 exons. Bases 98 to 1189 code for a protein of 363 amino acids.
CGCUCCUCCUCCGGUGGCCGCCACCUCGCGCCUCUCUAGAUUCUAGACAGACACACUCGCAAUCGCCACGCCUCGAUCAUUUCCAGCGGAGGCGACGAUGGCGUCGGAGCCGGUGGCGCGGGCGGUGGCGGAGGAGCUGGCGCGCUGGGGCGGGAUGCGGCAGACCGGGGUCAGCCUGCGCUACAUGACCGAGUUCGGCGCCCGCCCCACCCACCGCAACCUCCUCCUCUCCGCGCAGUUCCUGCACAAGGAGCUCCCCAUCCGCAUCGCCAGGCGCGCGCUCGACCUCGAAUCCCUGCCCUUCGGACUCUCCAAAAAGCCAGCAGUGCUCAAGGUGAGGGAUUGGUACUUGGACUCGUUCCGUGACAUCCGCUACUUCCCCGAGGUGAGGAGCCAGGAAGAUGAGCUUGCAUUCACCCAGAUGAUCAAGAUGAUCAGGGUGCGGCACGCCAAUGUGGUGCCCACCAUGGCGCUGGGUGUGCAGCAGCUGAAGAAGGACAUGGGUGGUACCAAGGCUUUUCCCUCUGGAAUCGAGGAGAUCCAUCAGUUCCUUGAUCGUUUCUACAUGUCAAGGAUCGGGAUCCGCAUGUUGAUAGGGCAGCAUGUCGCUUUACAUGAUCCUGAUCCGGAGCCUGGCGUCAUAGGGCUCAUAAACACAAGAUUGUCCCCCAUGCAGGUGGCUCGACUUGCCAGUGAAGAUGCACGAGCUAUUUGCAUGCGAGAAUAUGGAUCAGCUCCUGACGUCGACAUAUACGGAGACCCAGAUUUUACAUUCCCAUACGUGAUUACACACCUACAUCUCAUGAUGUUUGAAUUGGUGAAGAAUUCCCUUCGUGCAGUACAAGAACGGUUUAUGGACUCUGAUAAGCAUGCACCUCCUGUUAGGAUCAUAGUUGCUGAUGGAGCAGAGGAUGUUACUAUCAAGAUUAGCGAUGAAGGUGGUGGAAUACCAAGAAGUGGCCUCCCAAGAAUUUUUACUUAUCUCUACAGUACGGCAGAACACCCACCUGAUCUAGAUGGCCAUAAUGAAGGAGUAACUAUGGCUGGGUAUGGUUGUGGGCUCCCGAUUAGUCGCCUUUAUGCUCGAUAUUUUGGUGGGGAUCUGCAGAUCAUUUCUAUGGAGGGAUAUGGAACUGAUGCUUAUCUCCACCUAUCACGGCUGGGAGAUUCAGAGGAGCCCUUGCCUUAAGAGAUUCAGAACGACCCGCUGUCUCAGUGAUCUAGUUCAGCUCUGAUACCACUAUUCCUGUUAUUAGGAUGAUGCAAUUGUUGUGCUGGUAUGCAAAUAUAGUUACCAAGGCCAGCCACCACUAUGUUUCAGCUGUUCUGCUCUAUUGGCUAUGGAGUGUCAUCAAAACUCAAUUUUUCUUACCGUCACUAGAAUUCUGCUAUCGUCACUGGAAUGACGUUGCAAAAGUACACAGAACCAAUCGUCGGUUGGAGAAUGUUAUGUGAAUCAUUUGUCUCCAUAGAAGAGCUGGUUUCGUCUACAA